AUGCCACACACGUGACUAACUCCAACAUGUUCAAGAAGUUUCAUCAUAAAGAAAAUGUGUCUGCAGUCAAUCAAGUGAAGUCCUCCGUGCAUAGAGGCAUCAGGGCGCAGCUGCUUGAGUGCUAUCCUGCUCUCCGUGAACACUUGGACGAGAUCCUGCCGAAGAAGGAGCCGCUCAAGAUCGUGAAAUGUCAUGAUCACAUUGAGAUGUUAUCUGUUAACUCAGAGCUGCUGUUUUAUCAUCAACGAGAUGGACCGUAUAUGCCAUCACUUCGAUUAUUACACAAAUAUCCUCACAUAUUACCUCAUGUGCAAGUGGACAAGGGAGCCAUAAGGUUCGUAUUGAGCGGAGCAAACAUUAUGUGUCCAGGUCUCACGUCACCCGGUGGCCGAAUGGACGUUGUAGGCAAAGAUCAAGCCGUGGCAGUUAUGGCGGAGGGGAAAACACAUGCACUUGGAGUUGGUGUGAUGAAAAUGUCAACAGACGAGAUCUCCCAAGUGAAUAAAGGAAUCGGAGUGGAGAACGUCCACUUUUUAGGUGAUGGAUUGUGGCUAAUGGAGAAGCUAGAACAGCGUUAAUUAAGUCGAUUGAUAUUAAACAGACAACAUUAAUGUAAGACUUGAUAUAUUGAUGUUUCUAUUCAUAAUGUCA
Corticium candelabrum is the source of this 651-nucleotide messenger RNA. Its product is annotated as malignant T-cell-amplified sequence 1-like. The coding region runs from base 27 to 578 and encodes 183 amino acids. The transcript has 6 exons. Gene Ontology annotation, biological process: formation of translation preinitiation complex. The record is from RefSeq and is a predicted model, not a curated record. Lineage: Eukaryota; Metazoa; Porifera; Homoscleromorpha; Homosclerophorida; Plakinidae. Gene Ontology annotation, molecular function: RNA binding.